Messenger RNA from Exophiala xenobiotica, 1324 nucleotides. RefSeq lists its product as uncharacterized. Lineage: Eukaryota; Fungi; Ascomycota; Eurotiomycetes; Chaetothyriales; Herpotrichiellaceae. The record is from RefSeq and is a predicted model, not a curated record. The coding region runs from base 69 to 635 and encodes 188 amino acids. The transcript has a single exon. Gene Ontology annotation, biological process: rRNA processing. Gene Ontology annotation, molecular function: snoRNA binding; rRNA binding; structural constituent of ribosome. Gene Ontology annotation, cellular component: small ribosomal subunit; small-subunit processome; Mpp10 complex.
CUCACCUUCAACAAAUCGACCACCACACCGUCGCCGCCCUCCUCCCUCCUACACUCGCACCUACAGCCAUGGUCCGCAAACUAAAACAUCACGAGUCCCGGCUCCUCCGCAAAGUCGACCUCACCACCUACAAGUCCGAUGGACCAUCUCACCGCGAAGCCGCCGUCCGUCGGCGCUACCACCUCACCCACCCACUCGACUAUAGCAAAUACAACGCCCUGGCCGGCCGACUGCGCCAACUCGCGCAUCUCCUCUCCAACCUCGAUCCCAGCGACCCAUACCGCGUCGAAACAGAGACCAUCAUGCUCGAGAAGCUGCACCAAAUCGGCAUCCUGAAACAGAACCGCGGCCAGGGCGCCGGUCUGAGCAGCGUCGAAAAGGAUGUCACCGUCUCCGCGUUCUGUCGCCGCAGACUAGGUGUACUCAUGGUGCGGAUAGGCAUGGUCGAACACAUCAGCACCGCCCACAAGUUCAUUGAGCAGGGGCACGUUCGUGUCGGCACCGAAGUCGUGACGGACCCGGCGUUUCUGGUAUCACGGGGCAUGGAAGAUUUUGUGACGUGGGUCGACGCGAGUAAAGUCAAGAGACAGGUCCUUCAGUAUCGGGAGAAGUUGGAUGAUUUUGAUUUGCUGUGAGGCGAGGAAAACGUGCUUUUAUGAGGUGGACAAGUAGGACGAAACGAACAACGGAUAUCAUCCACUAUGCCAGAAAGCCACAUGCCACUAUGCGGAAAAAUAUCACCCAAAGGCUCUUCUUCGUGCGAUUGCGCAGCCUAUCCGAAUCGAAAUCCGUUACCGAGAUGCAGAAUGGCAUUGAGCACGACAGGGCCUGCAUUGCGUCCACGGACGACCGUUCACGGACAGACGAUGACAGGUCGAGCCCGCACAGCUUGGUAGUUCAAGCAGGCCUCCAAUCCUAGGUCGGCUCUAUGUAGCCACAGUGCUGUUGUCUCCUAUACACUUACUGGAGCCGAAAUACAACCCAGCUCAGGACCCUCCUGACCUGGAAGCCUGAGAUGUCAUGAAACGAAGAGAAGAAUUUGUGGCCUGUUCAGCACGGUUAAAUGUAUCCCAUUGGUCGCGACGCAGGCAAGACUUGGGCAAUCAUACGAAGGACGCGAGCAUACCAAAUUAUUGAUUUCCAGGCGCUUCACCAGCUCGAACCCCUCGGAGUUUUGAAAAUUACAUGGAGAGGGCUCCUCGAUGCCGGCGGCGAACCAGGUGCCUGAGCGUGGAGGCCUUUCAACCGAGCAGAGUACUUUGCCAGUCUCAGAGAUCUUCUGUAGUAUUCAAACCCCGAGAAAUCGACGAAUGCGAGAUACUCC